This is a messenger RNA of Candidozyma duobushaemuli, 1992 nucleotides long. RefSeq names its product ABC-F family ATP-binding cassette domain-containing protein. The coding region runs from base 1 to 1992 and encodes 663 amino acids. The record is from RefSeq and is a predicted model, not a curated record. The transcript has a single exon. Gene Ontology annotation, molecular function: ATP hydrolysis activity; ATP binding. NCBI's taxonomy places the organism in Eukaryota, Fungi, Ascomycota, Pichiomycetes, Serinales, Metschnikowiaceae.
AUGCCACGGAAGAAAACUCAAAAUCAGGACGAGGUCGUUGCCACGUCGCAGAGCUCAAGAUUCCACAAUGAAACGUUGGACACGCUUUCCAAAGACGUGGAUCUCAGGAAAGUCUCCCUUUCAGCAGGUCUCAAGGAUCUCUUGGUAGACACAGAUUUACGAAUAACACAGGGAUCCAAGUACGGGCUUAUCGGGCCCAACGGAUGCGGCAAAACCACCCUCCUUAAGUGCAUCGGCUACAAAAAGAUUCCGGGAAUUGCGUCGAAUCUCAGGACUUUGUAUGUAGAGCAGGUUGCAGUGGAGGGCACUGAAAAGCUGGUUUUGGAGACCGUGGUGGACUCCGAUAAGCAGAGGGUGGUGCUAUCCUUGCAGAUGGAGGCUUUGGAAAAGGCAUUGGAGUCCGGAGAGGCGGAUCUUUUGAGGAAGGCGAUCAAGUAUGUGAAAGUUGAAAGACAGAGGGAGGAGUUGAAAGCAGCACAGAAAAUCGCUUCUGAGCGGUCUGGAACCAGAGGCCACAGGGCCAGAAAAGCUUUGGUGGAGCAGGAGGAGAUUCUUGAAAAAUUGGAGAACUUGUCCUUGGAAGAAGUUGCAGAAACGGACGAAACGCUUCUAGCUGAACAGCUUCUAUCUGAGGUUUCAGAGAGCCUUGAGGGAUACGAUAGUGUGGAGGUGCUUCGAGUGAAUGCUGCCAAAAUUCUCCAGGGUCUAGGGUUCACGGAGAAAAUGAUGGCGGAACCUGCUAAGCUUCUCUCUGGAGGGUGGAGAAUACGUGCUUCUUUGGCUGCUGCAUUGCUCAUAAAACCGGAUAUUCUUCUUUUGGACGAACCGACCAACCAUCUUGAUCUUCCCACGGUGCUUUGGCUCCAACAGUACCUCCAGUCCUUGGACGACGUGCUGAUGGUGGUGGUUUCUCAUAACCGUGCUUUUUUGAAUGAAGUAGCUGAAGAAAUCAUCGUUUGCAGAGAGCAGCGGUUGGACUACUUUACAGGAAACUACGACGAGUAUUUAGAGGACUACCAGGAGAAACAGAGCUUUCUCCAGGCCAAGGCGGACGCCAACCAGAAGAAAAAAGACGCUUUGGAGCUGAGUGUGGAAAAAGCAUUGGUGGCUGCAAAACGCAGUGGAGACGACAAAAAAGUGCAAACAAUGGCUGCACGGAAAAAGAAGCUCGAUCGGAUCGGCAUGGACGUGAAUGAAAAGGGCCACCGUUUCAAGCUCAACAGAGACAGAGCAGGGUGGCACGAAAGCAUACGAGACGACAUUGUGGUGGAUAAGCAGAUGGUGCCUGAUGUGUGGAAAGUGGAAACACCUCCACCGCUACGGUACCAGGGCGACAUUCUCGUGAUGAACGGGGUAGGUUUUCGGUACGGCGAAAAUGUUAUUUUUGGCCGGGUCAAUUUGUCCAUUGGCCAGAGGGCCAGAAUCGCUAUAGUUGGUGCAAACGGAACGGGAAAGUCCACCUUCAUCAAGCUCUUGACAGGAGAGUGUCAGCCCACGGUGGGAACGGUGGAAAGGCCUGGAAACGCAACAAUCGGCACCUUUGACCAGUUCAACGCCGAAUCGUUCAAGUCCUCCCUCGACACCAAGGCCACUCCAUUGACGCUUUUCAUGGACAAGUACCCCCACAGCAAAGAGAGCCAGGUGCGAGGCCACCUCGGCAAAUUUGGCAUUCGAGGAUCCACAGCCGUCAAGCCGCUAGUCCAACUCAGUGGAGGCGAAAUGGCCCGGACCAAGUUGGCGCUUAACUUCUUUGAGGCAUCGCCCAACUUGCUCAUUUUGGACGAACCGACAAACCACCUCGACAUGCUUCUGAUCGAGUCGCUAGCGGAAUUGGUGACGAGCUAUGGAGGCGCAGUGGUGGCUGCUUCCCACGACCAGCAUUUCGUGGAGCAGUUUGCCGAGGAGAUUUAUACUUUUGAGAAGAGGCAGAUGAGGCGGGUGGAGUCGAUUGGGGAGUACCUGGCCCAGUUUCUGGACCUGAAGACCCUUUAG